Messenger RNA from Vombatus ursinus (common wombat), 1449 nucleotides. Its product is annotated as zinc finger protein 524-like. The coding region runs from base 86 to 994 and encodes 302 amino acids. The transcript has 2 exons. Gene Ontology annotation, cellular component: nucleus. Lineage: Eukaryota; Metazoa; Chordata; Mammalia; Diprotodontia; Vombatidae. The record is from RefSeq and is a predicted model, not a curated record.
CUCCCCGCCGCCCCCCGCGCGCACCCCUAAGCGACAUGCAAAUGAGCCUAGGUCCUGUGGACGGGCCCCAAAUCCCCAGCACCCGAUGGACCCUUCCAGCCCAGAGCCAGCAGCCAAGGAGGCAGAGCCCUCCAACCCGCCACCCGAUACCCCCGGCGUGCGCCUCCGUCGCCGCCGCCCCCCUGCGGGGCGGGCUGACUCAUCUGCUGACUCCUCCUCCAGCCAGACGUUCUCCCCUUCCACCCGCAAACGGGGCGGCAGGCCCCGAGGCUCUACGCCAGGGGAACCCCCAGAGGCCCCUGGGCCGCCCGACGGGGCGGAGGCUGAGGAUGGUGGCGGCGUCCUGUUGAUCGAUGCCCAGGGUGUCCCGUACACUGUGCCCCAGGCAGGUGAGGAGGGCGGGGGGUCCCGGGCCCGGCGGGCCCCACAUUUCUGCCCCGUCUGCCUUCGUGCCUUUCCCUACUUCUCAGACCUGGAACGGCACCGCAUCUCUCACUCAGAACUCAAGCCGCACACCUGCCCGGCCUGUGGCAAGGCCUUCAAACGGGCUAGCCACCUGCGGCGGCACCGAAAUAUCCAUGCCGGGCUACGGCCCUUCCACUGUGCUCUCUGCCCGCGGCGUUUCCGUGAAGCUGGGGAGCUGGCCCACCACGGCCGCGUGCACUCCGGGGAGCGUCCCUACCAGUGCCCCAUCUGUAGGCUUCGCUUCACCGAGGGCAAUACCUUGCGGCGACAUGCCCGGCGCAAGCAUCCACCGCCCCCGGAUUCUCCUAGCUCCCUCGCAGGCCCUGGCAUGGACCCGCCGUGGCUGGAGGCGAUGGUCCCAGAGCUGUCCCCCAGCCCAGACCCUGCCCAGGGGGGUGCUGAGGAAGACCUGCAGAAGUCACCCAGCCUGGACCUCGCUCCUGGAGGCCUGGAGGAGGAGCCUGCGCCGUCCCCCAGGCCAGAUGCUCCCCAGGCAGCCUCAGAAGGCCUGGAGGAAAAGCCAGAGUGAUGGUCAGGGCACAGGCCUUCCCCAUGUGGACCCUGCAGAAAACCCUCCACAGGUUCCCUGCAUAGUACAAGCCAGCAUGAACCUGUCUAGGGCUGGGCCUGCGGGAAACCAAGAGUGAUGCUCCGGGUGGGGGGUGGGGGGGCCUGCAGGAGACCAGGAACAAACCAGCGGCCCCCGAGAAGACCCAGAGCAAUCCCCCGGGCUGGGCAGACUCCAGAGAAGGCUGGAGGUGAUUUCCCAGCUGGGAGCAGCCCCUGAGGAUCCCAAGGAGGCCAAGGGUCACUGGAUCAGAAGUGGUUCUAGCUGAGCCAGGGCUUGGAAUGAUGGGAGCCCAGGGGGCUGGGCAGGGAGGGGGGUGGGAGGUCUGGCUCUCAGAGGAGAGGUGAGUCUCCUUUCUCAGAACUGAAUUGGGAGUGGAUAUGGGGCCAAGGAAAUAAAUGUGUCUAUCUGCCGGC